This is a messenger RNA of Myxocyprinus asiaticus (Chinese sucker), 7626 nucleotides long. Its product is annotated as peroxisome proliferator-activated receptor gamma coactivator 1-alpha-like. The transcript is spliced from 13 exons. Gene Ontology annotation, molecular function: RNA binding; transcription factor binding. The coding region runs from base 109 to 3519 and encodes 1136 amino acids. The record is from RefSeq and is a predicted model, not a curated record. Lineage: Eukaryota; Metazoa; Chordata; Actinopteri; Cypriniformes; Catostomidae. Gene Ontology annotation, biological process: positive regulation of transcription by RNA polymerase II. Gene Ontology annotation, cellular component: nucleus.
UGUCACUGAGGGGCGCUUCCCUGUAUGAGCGCGGUCUGGAGCGAGUGGAUUUUCUCAUUUUACCGUUGAUUUAUUUUUUAUUUUUUCGGACCGUCAUUCAGGGGCUGAAUGGCGUGGGACAGGUGUAAUCUGGAUUCGGUGUGGAGAGAAAUAGAGUGUGCUGCCUUGGUUGGUGAAGACCAGCCCCUUUGCCCUGACCUGCCUGAGCUUGACCUCUCUGAGCUGGAUGUCAGUGACCUCGAUGCAGAUAGCUUUCUGGGUGGACUCAAGUGGUACAGCGACCAAUCAGAGAUAAUUUCCAGUCAGUAUGGCAAUGAAGCAUCAGACUUCUUUGAGAAGAUAGAUGAGGAAAAUGAGGCCAACUUGUUGGCAGUGCUCACAGAGACCCUGGAUAGUAUCCCAGUGGACGAGGACGGGCUGCCUUCAUUCGAGGCUCUGGCAGAUGGGGACGUGACCAAUGCCAGUGAUCAGAGCUGUCCUUCCACCCCUGACUGCUCGCCACGCACCCCAGAGCCAGAGGAGCCUUCCUUGCUGAAGAAGCUCCUUCUGGCGCCUGCUAACUCCCAACUCAGCUAUAAUCAAUACCCAGGUGGCAAGGCUCAGAACCAUGCAGCCAGCAACAAACGUAUCAGACCAGUACCUGCUGUUGCCAAGACAGAAAACCCCUGGAACAGCAAACCUCAAGGGUCCUGUCCCAACCGCUCCAUAAGACGCCCUUGUACUGAGCUGCUCAAGUACCUCACCUCUAGCGAAGAGGCCUUCCAGACCAAAGCCAGUGAAGCCAAGAGCACCUGGGCUGGCUGCAGCAAGGAUAGGAGAGGGGCUUGCACCUCCUCCUGCUCAUCGUCCUCCUCUCCAUCAUCCUCAUCGUCCUCCUCUUUCUCCUCUCUGUCAUCCUGCUCCUCCUCCACUGCCUCCAAAAAGAAGACAUCCUCUGCCUCCCUGUCAUCACAGCAGCAGCAACAGCAGCAGCUGGCAGUGCAGGCCCAGCGAGGUGAGAGCCAGGCAGACGGCGCGUAUAGUGUGGCUGGUGAGGGGGCAGGGAAGUGGCGGCGGUGUACUCACAGGGAGCAAUCGGCCCCCGUUGCGCCAUGUGGCCAUGCUUGCUCCGGUGAAGAGGGUGCUGACCCAGGCAGCUUGGCCGCCGCCCGCUUUAUUAGGUACAUGCACUCUUACUCUCUCCAGCCUAGAGAGAUGGGUCAUGCAGGCAGCUGUGGUCAUUGCCUUGAGGUGGGCGGCAGGGCUUAUGCUGGCCGUGCUAGUAGGCAUUUCACGGUGACCAUUAGGAAACAGAGGCAAGAGCUAAAGCACCCCAUGCUCAGUCAGCUGCUCACCUCCAGACCCAGGCCAGCCCGUUACCGGGCCCACCUCCAGUUGCCCAAUGUCCCCCAUAAUAUAAGGCAAUACCUACCUGACGAGGCUCAUAGAGUCCAAGAGAGUGAUGGACACUCAGAGCAAGCUAUUCAUGAGCAUGAUAGCAAGACACCCAUUUCACACGAUCAAACAUUUAGCCUGGCUGACCAGAGUGAUCUAGAGUGUUCAACAGAGCUUAAUCUAGACUUAGAGAGCUGUUUAAGCAAAACAGAAAGAGAAAGUUUGUGUGAUCUUGUGAGCCAAGCUGGGGGGGAAGAUGUUUUGAAUGAUGUCAUAGGCAGCCCCAUGUCAUUCUCACAGGGCCUGCCAAGCCCAUUGUUCCCAGACUCUUUAGUUCCAGAGCACACCCCCUCCGACUCACAAGGGCAGCGCCCACAUAAACAGGCACUCUGCAGGCACCUCGAUGACCAAGUCUCACCAAUGUUAGCCAAACCAACCAUCUUGCCACUUCCUUUGACCCCAGAGUCUCCAAAUGACCACAAGGGAUCUCCGUUUGAGAACAAAACCAUUGAACACACAUUGAGUGUGGAGAUCUCUGGUACCCCAGGUUUGACACCACCUACCACACCUCCUCACAAAGCCAGUCAAGAGAACCUUUUCAAAGUAUCACUCAAAAACAAGCUGUCUUCAUGCUCUUCCUCGGCCCUGUCAAGCAAAAGGCCCAGGCUGAGCAACGGGGGCUCUUGCCCACAGCCAACCAGCAGCUCUAUUCGGAAGGGCCCAGAGCAGACUGAGCUCUAUGCGCAGCUGAGCAAAGCAUCCUCCACAAUGCCCCUAGGGGGCUCAGAGGAGCAUCGGGGCAAGCAGCCCAUGCCCCGUGUCUUUGGCGAUCAUGACUAUUGCCAGUCUACAAGCACAAAACGAUACAGCACUAAUACCACGGCUGCAGCGGUUUCUGAGCCAAUGGAGGAAUGGCAUGUAGAAUGUAAAGACUCAAAAAUGCUAACCUCCUCUAUUACUACAUCAUCUUUGUCUUCCGCCUCCCCUUCGUCUUCCUCUCUGGCCAGGCAGCUUCAGGGCCUUUCACCCCCAGCUCAGGAGGCUUGUCUCGGACAGGACCCCAACUCCACUUCUGGCUCCAAAAGUUCAGUAGAUUGCACUUCUGCUGGCAGGAAACUGCUUAGAGACCAGGAGAUCCGAGAGGAGCUCAACAAGCACUUUGGAAACCCUCAGCAAGCCUUCAUUAGCGUGGAAGAGGGAGAGCAGAGAGGCACCCAGCUGCUAGAGGACAGCGACACUGGGGAUGAGUACUCUGGCCUUCUCGGACACUACAUUCACCAAGGUGUGCCAUACUUAGAGGAUCUGGAGGUAGGCCGGGAGCGCCUGCUCCGCUUGGGGGAAGGUUUUCCACUUGAACUGCUCCUCGAAGGGUCACCCUGUAGCUCCCCUUCCUGCAGUUCCUUGUCAUGGAGCUCUGUCUCACCUCCAUCCACUAAGUUGUCCCCAUGCUGGCCACGCACCCGCUCCCGUUCUUCAUCUCACCACAGAAGCAGAUCCCUCUCCAGGUCUCCAUACUCCCACUCUGAGUCUCCCGACAGCCGUUCUCCCACUAGGUCUCCUGACAAUAUGGACAAUAGCACUUUUAUUCCCAGAAUUUAUAGAAGCCCUCAAUCCCAGUCCCAUUCCAUUUUUGGUCGGAGGCCCAGGUAUGGUAGCUAUGAGGAAUAUCAGCAUGAGCGCCUGAAGCGGGAAGAGUAUCGACGCGACUAUGAAAAGCGUGAGUGCGAGAGGACUGAACAGAGGGAGAGACAACGGCAAAAAGCAAUAGAGGAGAGGCGAGUGGUGUAUGUGGGACGUCUUCAUGCCGACAUCACACGCACCGAGUUCAAGCGCCGCUUUGAAGUCUUUGGUGAGAUUGAGGAGUGCACAGUCAACUUGAGACAUGAUGGGGACAAUUUUGGCUUCAUCACCUACCGCUACACUUGUGAUGCUCUCGCUGCCCUUGAGAAUGGACACACCUUGCGCAAGUUGAAUGAGCCUCACUUUGAGCUCUGCCUUGGUGGACAAAAGCAGUUCAGUAAAUCGAACUACACAGACUUAGAUUCCCAUUCUGAUGACUUUGAUCCAGCCUCAACUAAAAGCAAGUAUGACUCCAUGGAUUUUGACAGCUUGCUGCGAGAGGCCCAGUACAGCCUGAGAAGGUAAUGAGCACCACUGCACCGGCUGGCUACAAAGAGAGGAAUUUUCAAUACCUCACUGUUGUUUCUGUUCUUUGAAUACAAGACUACCAGAAGUUUUACACUUUAUGAAAAUGGAAAGAAUAAAGAAAAAAAUAUACGUACAGUAAAUAUGUAUACCUGCAAGCAAAGUUUACAUGAACCUAGCUGCUGCAAAGCUGAGGAGAGACAUUACCUUUGGGAAUAGCCAGUGAAGUAGUGCAGUGGACACUUUUGUGGACUACACCGAUCUGUGUGUGUGUGUGUGUGUGUGUGUGUGUGUGUAUGUGUGUGUGUGCUGUACUGCUAUGUGAGGCUCUGAAAGAGAGACACUUCUUCAUCAGAGUUUCUCCACACACCACAUCACCCUCAGCGCUUUUGAGAGGGGGAAAAAUGUGCAGCUUGUUCAGUCUGUUUUUAUUGUUUGGAGUUUAUUUUUCUGUUUUUUUUUUUUUUUUUUAAUCUGGUGUUUGGAUGUGGUGUUAAAUUAUCGAUAUGGGUUUGGGAAAAUAUCUUGGAUGUUCAAGGUAACGUUCUUUACAUUUAUUGAGGGAAAAAAGGUAGUCACCUAUUUACAAAUAUAAUUAAAAUUUAUAUUUUUAUUUCACGUGCAUAUCAACGUUCUUUGUUUGUUACAGCUAUGCACUGUAAAAUGCAGCCUUUUUUAAUAUGAAAUUUUCUUAAUUGAGAAUGUUGAUCUGCAGUCAUUACAAUGAUGUAUAACAUACAUGGCGUUUAGAUGACAUGAUUUGAUUGUAAAAACAUGUAUGGAGAUUUAUUGCUCUUUUUAGGGGAGCAUGAAACAGAUUUUAGUCUCUAUUUUCCUUUUAUUUUAUUUUGUUUUUUAAGAUUUAUUUUAUUAAAAAACUCCAUGUGCAGUUUCAUCCAAUAUAAAUGAAGUUAAUGAGUGUUUUGCUUAUACAUGCAGUGUAAGAUAGAUUGUCAUGGGUUUAUGUUCACAAUUGUAAAAAAAAAAAAAAAAAAAAAAAGAUAAGCCCCAAGAUAUUUUUCUAUCUUUUAUGUAUGAGGGAAUCAAUAGCUUAUAUUUAAUUUCUCUGUGCACUCAAAUCAUUGUUAUUGUUCCUGUUUGAUAAUACACAAAGAGUUGAUUAACACAAAAUAACUCAUGCUUAUGUAUUUAUCUCAGUAUUCUAAUCUAAAUAUUUAUGGCUGCCAUCUCACGUGAUGCGCCUUACAAAUUUUUGCUAUUUAUAUAAUUUGUAAUUCAGCAAUCACUGGAAAUUAUGUAAAUUAAAUGUUCUAAGAAAAUAUUGUUUUUAUAUACCUUCAGAGAUAGAAAAAAAAAAAAAAAACAUUGUAUGAUUACUAUUCUAGGCUUAUUAUGAACUUUGCUGCUCCAAACUCAAGUGAUUUAUUUGUCCACUUGUUUUCCAGCUCUAAAACACUUCCAUCCCCCUUUUUCAUCUCUUUUUUUAUUACAUGAAGCAAUAAAAUAAUUUUGCAGGUAUUUUGUUGUACCACAGAUAAUCUGUCUUUGCUCCACACUUCUGAUUAUGUGAAUGCCAAACUGAAGUUUACAUUUUUUUCCUGAAUUUUUCAAAAAGAAAAAUAUGUAUUUGAUGUAAAAAUAAUAUAUAUGAUUAUACUAAUCUUGUCAUUCAUUACUCAAAAUAAUUCAAAAUAAUGAAGCGUUAUAAUGGAAUAUGAAAAUGUGAAUAAAAAAAUAAUUAUUAUUUUUCAAAGCUGUAUGUUAGCUUAUGUUGUUGUAUGGUUUUAGACAUGUCAAAUUACCCAGACUCUGUUCAAAAAUAGGGGAUCAGAACAUGGAAAGAGAAAUCAUCUUCCCCUCUGUGUGCCAGCUAUGAAUGCAUACAUGUGUCUGAGUGUGUGUGUGUGUGUGUGUGUGUGUGUGUGUGUGUGUGUGUGUGUGUGUGUGUGAGGGGGUCUGCAUUAAAGAAAUGCAAUAUAAACAAUGAGUUGUAGGGUUAAAACUCCAAAAACUGCAUAUCAACAAAGGUUUGCUAAAAGUAAGACCAUUUGCUUCUGCAAAAACAGCUCUCUAUGGCUUUGUUCACACUGCAAAAUAUUUUUUCUGUUCAGACUACUGUCAAUUUUUCUAUCACGUCCACAUUAGUUGUCAUGGUAACACAGAAAACUUGCAUGAGAUUUUAACACUGGUUGUUUUACCAUUGAUUAUGCUUUUCAUGAGGGCAGUAUACAAAUGUGAACAUUCUUCACAGACAACGGAUUAAAAAGGUGAGAGGUGGCAUAUGCAAUGUUUGUUGCUGCUAGUGUUGUUGCUGCCCGUUUUAGCUUCCGUCCGUCCUGUAUUUUGGCCGAAAUUACAACAUCUCAUUAGGGACGCCUUUUUAUCUUGAGGUCCUAUAUUUUAGCGGAGAGUGAAACAUCCCGUAUUGCAGGCUUUGUGUCUCGUAUUAAAUCAUAAAAAGUUUGGACGGUGAGACGAGGACCCGCGUCCUAUGAUAAAAUGCUCAAGUGCCCCAUAUUCGCAUGACAUUCAAUACUUUAUCGCGUUGUUGUUUCUCACAACCGGUAUGGAUUACUGCACCUUAGUGCAUAUCUUUGGGUAAAUUAAGCCAAUGUCUGUGUUAUUAUAAGAGGUUUGCAGUGCUUUGUAUGCCCUGUAACAUAUAAAUGGCAUAUGGGUGUGUUUCAUUCAGAAGUGAUGAUCUCUAUGCCCUGUUUACCUUCCACUGUGAGAGAUUUGUAGGGCUGAAAUGUAAAAAAAAAACAAAAACAAAAAAACAGGCUGAACUCACAUUUGAAGUCAUUUUUAUUGAAAAUUCUGUUUGUAACGAUCCUACUGCAUGGCCAUCAUUAUUGUAUUAAAUUCAAAGUGCCCUGUAAAGGCAUUAAUUAUGCCGUUCGAAGCACAGAAUGUUUUCUCGUCGCAAAACCUAUAACGACUGUCGCGCACAACAACUGACAAAAAAAACACAUGAAAUCCGUUCUGACCAUUCAGACUGAGAUGCAUUAAGAAAAAUACGAUUUUAAUCGGAUUCCAAACCACCUACGAAUGUGGUUUGGAUGAGGCUUGUAAAAAUCGAAUUUAAUGUGUUUUUGUCCUGUUCAGACUACAAAAACCUAAAUGGAUUUGAGUGACUGCGUCAAAAAAAUCCGAUUUUUUUCUACCUGUGUGAACAUAGCCUAUGAUUUCUAGUUAAUCAAAACCACAAAAUAAAGUCUGUUUAUAAAGCAAGAGCUACCUUUGUCUUAGUUUAACGUACCUUUGUCUUAUCUGUAGUGUAAUUUGAAGAUACCUUAGUGUAACUAUUAAUAAUUAAAAUAGCCAAAACACAACAGUACCUAGUCACUGACACUUAAGGUAACCUUGCAGUUCUUGUCAAGUAAUAUCAGUUUUUGUUGUUGUGCUAAAUUGUUUUUGAAUGAAAGAGCUUACCUUUAAAGACCCUGAUGUAUUUUAGUUUAUAUUAAACUAAAAAAGUCAGAGCAACUUUCAAAAGCAGUUACGGUAUAUGAGACUGUCUAAUUUAAGCAAUACAAAGGGGGUCAGAAACUUUUUCUACUUUUUUUCUCUCUGCACAGAGCUUGGGUAUGAAGUCAUGUCCCGUUUGAAUUACAGUAUGAGGCUUUAAUCAUUGCAACAUAUAUGUUGCAAAUCUGCUUUGUAAAUUGCUGGAGUAGCAAUAUGUUACAACACCUGACUGGGUGUAUCUUUUGGAGUGGCAGACUUUUUACCACAGUGAAAAUUACUGAAGUAUUUAUCACUGCUUUUGGACAUUUUUUUUUUAUUUUUAUUAUUAUUAUUAUUAUUAUUAUUAUUUUUUAUUUUAUUUUUUUUGUUCAUGAAGAACAGGAUAUAUUAAGGCUGUGUGUGGUUUUGUGUGUGAAUUUGAUAGAAUGUGUGUGUAUUUUGGGUCAAGGGGACUGUGUUCGGCUGUUAUCUUCUAGUUGUCUCCUAUAUCUGUUGCCUUCUGCUGAGUCCUAAACAAUGCCUUUGUAGUUGUACGUUAAUGUACAAUCUUUGUUGUGAAUGUUUUUUUUUUUUUUUUUUUUAUGUGUAGUUUUCAUCAGCCUCACCAUGCCAAUAAAGGGAAAUGUAUCUAAUUUCUAUCUUUCCUCCUUUUUGUGAAUUGUGCACAUUUAAACCUGA